Molecule: messenger RNA, 5040 nt
Organism: Linum trigynum
Lineage: Eukaryota; Viridiplantae; Streptophyta; Magnoliopsida; Malpighiales; Linaceae
Source: the annotation of a GenBank genome assembly
UGAUACAUAUGGUCACCUAAUAUUAUGUCAUAUAUGAGAAAUAUUUGCUUACAUGUACUCAAUAUAUUAAACACCAUAUGAGGUGAUAUAUACAAUUUAAUAAUUAUAUGCAUCAUUAAGUAACCAACUCACAAAAUAUAGAUUGAUUAUCUCAUAAGUUGUAGUCGAGUUGCCUCUCUAGUCACAAUGUUGGAAUAUCUCAUAAGCUCAAAACGAGACAGUUCAUGAGUUGUAUUAAACGAGCCACCUUAUCGAGCUCGUUCAUGAGCUUCACGAGCCGAACAAGGUAGAGCUCAAUAAACAAGCGAAACUUUUCUGUAAUCGAACGAACUUUUAUCGAGUUCGAAAUCGAAGUAUCAAACCAUUCACGAGUAGCUCGACUUAUAACAGCCCUAAUUGUAGUUAGCUCAGGAACAAUUCACCAAGCUUCAAUUGGCCGUUGUGACUUGCGUGUUCACUCACACAAUCGCAUGGUGGUCUCCCGUCCAAAGCUUUGGUACUCUCUUCCUGAUGUUAAUGUCAUUUUCAUAAAGUUUUUAACAAUUGACAAAAUGACCAAUUUUGGACUAGUAGAAUAGAGUUGUAGUUCAAAGUUCAAAUCAUUCAACUCUGGGUGUCAAUUUAUCCACAUUUAAUAAUAAUACAUGUCGUAUAGGUAUAGUCCUUUGAAUUAGCUAUUCAGCAGAGGUUAUUAGGAUGGUAUGGAGUAAAACAACUAGGAAUUGGGUUGAGUAAACAGCUUGCAUAAUUCAUUGAAGUUUAUGUGGGGUUUUUUAUAUAUCUAAUAUUAAAUUUUAAAAUUGACACGCUUAUAUGAACAAAAUAUGUCUAGUGAACAUUUCUUCAGUAAAUUGGCAAUAUUUUUUAUUUGAUUUUUACUUUAAAUGAACAAUGCUUUUGUUGCUUGAAAUGGUUGAUCUUAAAAAAAAAACGUAUAUGUUAUUGGCUAUUUUAAACUACACUUAUGUUUUUGUAAAGAGUAGUUGGUGAGUUCAAAUUUGAAUUUAGAUCGUUAGAGAAAAUACCUAAAAUGUUUUUCAGGUAUCUUUAGACCGUCCCUUGUUAGGGAAAACUUGUAAGUGAAUGGUGAUGAUGAAAUCCUAUCACCAACAACACCAUGGAUGGAAGUCAAGAAUAUGAAACAAAGAAAUUCAAAUCAAUAUUCUUAGCCUGCGCAAAGACAAAACACAACAUCCAUAUCUCCCAUAUCAUUUUCUGUUUUAAAUAAAAAUAAAAGGAAUAAGCCAUCAUUGGGGCAAAAAAAAAAAGAUAUUAUUCAUCCAAAUUAAAUGAAAUGAUUUAUCAAAUAUUAUCAUGUAUUUGAAGCGAUUAAAUCAUAGCCCAUAACUUAGCAUGAUAAAAACAAAAAACAAAACAUGCAACAACCAGUUUGAGCUUCACAUGCUUCUGCUGUUUUUGGUUGCCCCUUUUCCUCCCAUGAUGAGGAUUAACAUUAUUUUGUUUAUGAUUGAUUGUAAAUCCCUAUCGUGAUAUCUAAAUUAAUCUUAUUUUAACAACAUUCAAAUGAAUGGGGGGAAAAGAAGAAGAAGCUGAAAGGCCAAUAAUGGUAGACAACUCAUGCUUACAAGAUAUACCUUCCUGGUCUCUCGUGAACUCUUCACAAAGCAAAAAUUCUCACAUGGAUCCCAACCCCACCAUUUGCAAUGGCAAUGUCAGGCUAUUGAGAUAAGGCAAAGGUGUCCCUUAAAUGUGACAGACACUUAUGAUGUCACAAAGGCCAAAUAACCCAUACCCUAGCAACUCAACACAAACAUAGCUGACUGUUUUCAUGAUUAUCUAAUGCUUCAAUAUUAGCACUGAACAACAACCGAUUUUUUUUUAAACGAUGGGAACGAUGAAGAUGAGAAACUUUAACUGUAACUUUAACUCGUAACAGUAACACUUUAAAUGUUUUUUUUUUAUAAUGUACUUCAACGUUAGGAUAAUAUUUGUUGUAUCUCAUAAAAUCGCUUUAUUUAUAUUGAAAUAUUUUAAUUUGUUGUAUCAUCAACUUGUUGGCCCGCUUUCAAGGGUUUCCUUCACUUUAAUGAUGUUAAAAAUUAAAAUUGAUCUCUGUAUUUAGCGAACUAAAAAAAAGCAACAGAACUUGAAGCCUUCACGGCUUUAACCAUAUACUGAGCGAGCUACUUGAGAAUGUCUAAACGGGUGUCAUAAAAUUCAUAAUAAACAGGGAGGGGGAACCCGAUGGGACACGUGGCACGAAUGCGAUGUCAGUCUUCAUCACUUUGCAACGGAACUUUGUCAGAAUAGCCAGGCUCAUUGGGCCCACCAGCCCACUGACGAGUAAGAAACCAAGUGGUCCACCCUCGCACUAAAUAGACCGCCGGGCCCAACCCAGCUAUCAUAUUUAUAAACCCUACAAUGCAAUUCUCCACAAUAUGCAGGCAGCUUCUAGCCAAAUGAUACCGUUGCUUAGUCCUUAGUGCUCUCAGAUUUGACUCCCCCCUAAAUGGAAAGGAAAAAAAAAAAAGUGUUUAAUUACUUUGCUGUUGUAUGGGGUCGGUUAGCAUGCUGGAAAAAUGACACCCCUAGUAUAUUAAAUACAACUAUAGAAUUUAAUACACACAUUAAAUACACAUUAGGAAUUAAAUGUAUCAUAUUAAUUAGGAAUUCUCUCACUAUUAAAUACACAUUAGGAAUUAAAUACACACAUUAAAUACACAUUAGAAAUUCUCUCACUAUAUUUUAUUUUUCUUUUUUCAGCAGUCUCCGACCACCAGACUUCCUCCGACCGCCACACUUCUCCGGUGAAAAUCCCAUCGGCAGACUUCCUCCGACCACUAGGGCUGGCGGACGGUUUUCCGGUUAGCGGCUAACCGGACGGUUUCAACCGAACCGUCCGAUUUUCGGCUAACCGAAAAACCGAUCCCAAUGGCGUCGGUCGGUCGUCGGUAGCAAGGGGAGAAGGCUCGGCUAGCCGACCAACCGAGGUUGAAAACCGGCGGUUAGCCGACUAACCGAGCCUAACCAAAACGACCUGGCCCCCCUUCUCAAACGACCCCCCCCCUCAAAACGACCCCCUCAAACCGACCCCCUCCCCAAACCCUAAUAGAGCCUAACCCUUCUCUUCCGUCAUCCUCUCUCUCUUCUCUUCCCUUUCACCUCUCAAACCCAGAAGACCUUGAAAAACCAGAAGAAGAAGAAGAAGAAAGAAGAAAGAAGAACUGUCACGAGACUCACGACCACCGCCGCCCUCCUUCUCCCUCACGACUCAUGACCACCGCCGCCUCCACCAUCGUCGACGUCGCCGCGCCGCCUCCACCAUCGUCGCCUCGCCGCUCGACCUCCGCCUCCACUCGCAGGCAGCAGCGGCUCGACCUCCGCCUCCACUCGCCGCUGCCUCCACUCGUCGCCGCCGCGCCUCUGCCUCCACUCGUCGCCGCCGCCGCGCCUCUGCUCUGUGUUUCCAGAUCUGAAAUGGAAGAAGGAAGGAGGGAGAAGGAAGGAGUGGUGGGUAUGACAUGGAGGAAGGAGAGAAGGAAGAAGAAGAAUCGAGAUGGUGAAAGUGGAUAGGAAGAAGAAGAAGAAUCGAGAAGUGAAGUGAGAGGGUGAGGAAUGAGUGGUUCAGAAUUUUGUUCCUUUUAAUUUUUUUUUAUAAAGGGUAUUUUCCGGUUGGUCAGCUAACCGAGCCUAAAACCGAAACCGACCGGUCGGUUGGCCGGCUAACCGUGACCACCCUCACGGUCGGUGGUCGGCAAGCAUGUAGGGUGGCUCGGUUUAACCGAUAACCGGGAUUUUGGUUUUCGGUUAAACCGAAACCGAUCGGUUGACAGCCCUACCGACCACCUCCAAAAAAUAUACCACUGCACUGAUACGGUGUACCACUGUACUGGUAGAUAUAUCACUGCACUGAUACGUUGUACCACUGUACUGGUAGAUAUACCACUGCACUGGUAGCGAUAUCAGUGCACUGGUAGCAAUGUCAUAUCUGAGUAUCAGUGCAGUGGUACAAAUACCAGUAAAGUGGUAAUUAAUGUGGUGUAUUUAAUGCUUACUUUGUAUUUAAUAACAGAACAUUUAUUAUGUUUACUUUCAUUAAUACUUGUCAAUAAUUAAUGAAAAAUUGACCAAUUAAAAGGGGGUGUCAAAAAACCAACCCCUUAAGGGGUUAGCAUGCUAACCCGUCCCCUGUUGUAUGUGGUUUCAAUUCAAUGGUUGAACCUUCGAGCUGGAAUCCGUUUGUUAGUUAUUUUUGGAGAAAAUGGUUUCAUUUCAUCCAAUAUUUAUCUUUGGGGUGAGCUUGGUGGUGUCACAUGUUUUGAGUUUUGUUUGUGUUUCUCUCUUUUGAAAGAAAGUACGGAUAUUAUCGAAAACAAGUCGAAUUUUUGGAGAGGUAAGGGUGACUUUUGAUUAAAUUAGUGUCAUUAUAUGUAGAAUAUGGACAGAAAAAGUCAGAUAAAAAGAGAGAAAUUAUUAAUAACAAGGGGAAAGACGGAUUUCUCUGCGUAAAAAGAUUAAGUGCCUUCGUGAUUUGAGUCUGUGUAAUCGUAUCAAAAUAAUAGAACUACAUAAAUAUAAUAUAGAAGCAUAACUGUGGUUUAAGGGGGUUGUUUGUUUAUUGAAUUUGGGUCAUCAAUUUUGUGACCAAAAUCCUAAAUUUGAUAGAUUUAUCCCUAGUCUAUUGUUUGUUGAUGAGCGUCACUACGUGAAAUCCUCGAAUUUGGAAUCUUUAGGGUUCAUACAAUAAAUCCAUAAAAACAAAUCAUCCAAAUAUGUCAUACAAACAAUAGACUCUUUUAAAUUUUAAAACAAGAGCAAGAGAGCUAAAUGUCGUGUGAAACUUGAAUUCACAAUCAUUGAUCGUUACCAUGAAUCUUCCAAAACUCCCACCCUUAUAAGGACUAGAAAAAGGGUGAAUGGAGGGAGGGAACGAGCAGGGGAGCGCAUAGAUUAGCUUGGAUUCGUGAGUUUGUGCCCCAAUAGCUUGUUAUGACUUACAAAAACAAGUAAGAUGCAUGUGUUGAACAUCAUAUUUUCCAUUAGAUGAUCAAAUGUAUCUAAGAAAUUAAUAGAGGACAA